Vombatus ursinus (common wombat) is the source of this 1284-nucleotide messenger RNA. It is a transcript of the gene GFAP, whose product is annotated as glial fibrillary acidic protein. Lineage: Eukaryota; Metazoa; Chordata; Mammalia; Diprotodontia; Vombatidae. The record is from RefSeq and is a predicted model, not a curated record. Bases 1 to 1284 code for a protein of 427 amino acids. The transcript is spliced from 9 exons. Gene Ontology annotation, cellular component: cell projection; intermediate filament; cytoplasm. Gene Ontology annotation, biological process: intermediate filament organization; regulation of chaperone-mediated autophagy. Gene Ontology annotation, molecular function: structural constituent of cytoskeleton.
AUGGACAGACGGCGCAUGGCCUCCUCUACCCGCCGCUCCUAUGCCUCCGAGGUUGUGGUACGCUUCCCGGCCCGCCGCCUGGCUCCAGUUGUCCGGCUGUCCCCGAGCAGAAUGCCACCUCCAGUUCCCACCCGGGUUGACUUCUCCGUGGCUGAGGCACUCAAUGCCAGCUUCAAAGAAACACGGUCCAGUGAACGGGCCGAGAUGAUGGAGCUCAACGACCGCUUUGCCAGCUACAUCGAGAAAGUUCGUUUUCUGGAGCAACAGAACAAGGUUCUAGCAGGGGAGCUCAACCAGCUUCGGGGCAAAGAGCCCACCAAGCUUGCCGAUGUCUACCAGGCUGAGUUGCAUCGGCUCCGGUUUCAGCUGGACCAGCUGACUGCAAGCAGUGCCCGGCUAGAGAUUGAGAGGGAUAACCUGUCUGAAGAUCUGGCCACCCUGAGACAGAAGCUCCAGGAUGAAACCAACCUUCGGCUGGAGGCAGAGAACAACCUAACAACUUAUAGACAGGAGGCAGAUGAAGCUGCUCUGGCCCGCCUGGAUCUGGAACGGAAGGUUGAGUCUCUGCAGGAAGAGAUCCGCUUUCUCAGGAAGAUUCAUGAAGAAGAGCUUCGAGAGCUACAGGAGCAACUGUCCCAGCAUCAGGUCCAUGUGGAACUUGACGUGGCCAAACCAGACCUCACUGCUGCCCUGCGUGAGAUCCGAACCCAAUACGAGGCUAUGGCCUCCAGUAACAUGCAGGAGACUGAGGAGUGGUACCGGUCCAAGUUUGCAGACUUGACAGAUGCUGCCGCGCGGAAUGUGGAGUUGCUGCGCCAGGCCAAGCACGAGGCCAAUGAAUACCGUCGGCAGCUGCAGUCACUGACCUGUGACCUGGAGUCCCUUCGUGGCACUAACGAGUCCCUGGAGAGGCAGAUGCGGGAGCUGGAGGAGCGGCAUGCCAGGGAGGCAGCUGGCUACCAGGAAGCACUGGUGAGGCUGGAGGAGGAUGGGCAGAGCCUCAAGGAUGAGAUGGCCCGGCACCUUCAGGAGUACCAGGAGCUGCUCAAUGUCAAGUUGGCCCUAGACAUUGAAAUUGCCACCUACAGGAAACUGCUGGAAGGGGAAGAAAGUCGCAUCACCAUUCCAGUCCAGACAUUCUCCAAUCUGCAGAUCAGAGAGACCAGCCUGGACACCAAGUCUGUGUCAGAGGGGCAUCUCAAGAGGAGCAUUGUCGUAAAGACUGUCGAGAUGCGUGACGGAGAGGUCAUUAAGGAGUCUACGCAGGAGCACAAAGAUGUGUGA